Molecule: messenger RNA, 2205 nt
Organism: Scheffersomyces coipomensis
Lineage: Eukaryota; Fungi; Ascomycota; Pichiomycetes; Serinales; Debaryomycetaceae
Gene: ALG9
Product: dolichyl-P-Man:Man(6)GlcNAc(2)-PP-dolichol alpha-1,2-mannosyltransferase
Exons: 1
Coding region: 202-2016 (604 amino acids)
Biological process (GO): protein N-linked glycosylation
Cellular component (GO): endoplasmic reticulum membrane
Molecular function (GO): alpha-1,2-mannosyltransferase activity
Source: RefSeq, a predicted model, not a curated record
UUUUCUCUAUAUAAAAAAAAAUUACCCGCUGUAUAUAUGUAAAAUUUGCAACCUUUUGAAGAAAAAACAAAAUAUUUCCACACUCAAGUACACGACUUCAAUUUUUCAUAAACAAACAAAAUUAAAAAUCUGUCUCGUAUAUAAUAUUUAAUAACUAUAAAUUCACAAUUUUAUAAAUCACACUAUCCUUCCAACCCUACCAUGGUGAUCAAAGCUAAACCUAAGGAUAAAGGGAAUGUCUCAUUAACGACUUUACAAUAUGCAAUUAUCGCAUUGAACAUAACUAUCAGAAUAUAUUCCUCAUUAUAUAUGAUCAUAUCAGAUUGUGAUGAAACUUUUAAUUAUUGGGAACCAUUAAAUUUAUUAUUUAGAAAGUUUGGGAAGCAAACUUGGGAAUAUUCUCCUGAAUUCGCUAUACGAGAUUAUGUAUAUUUAUUAAUAUAUUACACUGUGGGCUUACCAAUCUUAGUGAUCUUAAAAUGGUUUAGUCAAAAUAAUGAAUUAACUUAUACGGUGACAUAUUAUCAAUUUUACUUUUUAAGAUUGAUUGCAUUGAAUGGAUUCACAAGUUUUGGGGAGAUUUAUUUAUUUAAAACGUUGAAUAAUCAUUUAACUCCAUCCAUUGCUAAUUGGUUUUUGUUUUUUAAUUCAAUUGCCCCAGGUAUGUCUCAUGCUGGAGUGGCAUUAUUACCAUCAACCCUUGCCAUGCAAACCAAUAUGAUUUCAAUGGGAUCUAGUAUAUUGGCAUUUUCAUCAUGGAGUAGUGGAGUUAAAUCAGGAUCAGUGAAUUUAUUUGUGGGAGCUAUAAUUUGGAUCUUGAUUGGUGGACUUUUAGGAUGGCCAUUUUCAUUAGCGCUUGGAAUUCCGUUAGGUUUUUAUAUUAUCUUUAAUUAUAAAUUCUAUCAAAGUUCUACUAUUCUUGAUAAACCUAUUUUCCAAAUUAUUUUCAAAAGUUUAAUUGCCUUGAUUUUAAUCUCAGGUGGUGAUGUUCUCAUUAAUACCUACUAUUACAAGAAACCUAUCUUUGUCCCAUUAAACAUUGUAUUAUAUAAUGUAUUUGGAGGUGAAGGAGAAGGACCUGAAAUCUUUGGGGUUGAACCAUUCAGUUAUUAUAUUUUGAAUUUAUUACUUAAUUUUAAUAUCACUGCUAUAUUAGGAUAUGGUGGAACUAUCUUAAACCCAUUAAUUUAUCAAUCAAAGAAAUCACUUAUACUAAUUGUGUUUUCAUUACCAGUAUUAGUAUGGACCGGAAUAUUCUUUAGUCAACCUCAUAAGGAAGAAAGAUUUCUUUAUCCAAUUUAUCCCUUGAUAAGUAUUAAUGCAUCAUUAUUGAUUAUAAAAUUAUUUGGAUUUUCAAAUCAAAUAUUAUCAAUCUUUAUCAAUGAAAAUUAUUCGAUUAAAUUAAACCGACUUGUCAAAUACAUUUUCAUAACUUUGAUAUUCUUAAUAUCAACAUUAAGAAUCAUAAAUUUGGUAGAUAAUUACGCUACACCCUUGAAUAUAUUCUCCUUAAUAUCCCAAGAACCACAAGACAAUGAUGAAAAAGACGUGCUUUAUAAUGUUUGUAUCGGUCGUGAAUGGUAUCAUUAUCCAAAUUCAUUCUUCUUACCGGAUAAUUAUCGAUUAAGAUUUGUUCAAAGUGGAUUUGAUGGAUUAUUACCAGGGGAUUUUUCUGAAAUUGGAAAUAUAAAUGAUAUAACUUCAUCUAUACCGAUUGGAAUGAAUAAUAAAAAUCAAUUUGAUAUUCAUAAAAUCAUAAAUUUUAAUGACUGUGAUUAUUAUAUUGAUAAUUCCGGUAUAACGAAUGAUUUCGAACCUACGAUAUUAGCCGAUGUAAAGAAUGGAGAUAUUGAAAAUUGGAAAGUUUUAGGAUGUGAAAAAUUAAUUAAUCCUGAAGGUGCCCAUUCUGGAAUUGGGAAAUUCAUUUAUAUUCCAACUGUGUUAAGAUCAAUUAUUCCUCAUAAUGUUGAAUAUAUGGAUUUAUGUGCUUUAAAAAAGGACAAGGAAAGUUUAUAAUUUAUAUAAAAAGUAAGUUUAGGUUUUUUUAAAAUAUACAUAUAAUGAUUAUAUUCUGUUUUGUUAUAACUACAAAGUGGGUUUGGUAAAUAAGAUAUAGAAUGAAUGAGGAAUUGAUUUCAUUAGUACAUCAAAGAUAAAUAAUAAUAAUAGUAAUAGAAAAUGGAUUCAGUUAAAAAUGGAGUAGAA